GCCCGGACCCCUCACCCUCACCCGUAACCACCACUACUCUACCAAGAGGAGGAUUAUUUUUCCAAUUCUCCUCCACACAGCCUUAUUUUGAUGAGGGGCCAUUAACAAUUGGGUAAAAUACUAACCAAUAUCAAAGUGGAGAGUGGAAACCCAAUUGGGUGGAUGAGCUUGAUACUGUGCGGUUGACCGGUCGGAAAGAGUGAGAGAGGGAAUAAUGGCGUUGCAGUGUUGGAGCUCCGCUUCUAACCUGACAUAUCCAAAUCUAAGCACUCUCUUUUCGGAUUCCAAACCUUACAAUUUUCCUCGUUUUAGAAAACACAGAAAGCCAGCCAAACUCACUUGCUUCCUCAAACUUGGUGUCGAGGAUAUUGCGGAAAUAGCUCACAACAAGGUAGUGAUAGCAGCUGUUGUAUCAGCGGCCAUUGGUCAACUCUCAAAGCCAUACACUUGUGUACUUUUAUAUGGCAAAGAUUUUGAUUUCAAGACUACUUUUCAAGCUGGUGGAUUUCCUUCUACUCAUUCCUCUUCAGUGGUGGCUGCUGCCACAUGUCUUGCCCUUGAAAGGGGCUUCUCCGAUUCGAUUUUUGGCCUCGCUGUGGUUUAUGCCUUCCUUGUCAUGUAUGAUGCACAGGGGGUGAGAAGAGAAGUUGGAAAUCAUGCGAAAGCAUUAAACAAAAUGCUACCCAAGACUGAAGUUAACUCAAAGGUUUGCAGUAGAGAUGAUCUGAUUGAUUCUCAGGAAGCACCUGAGGAAAACCUUGGUGCCCUUUUAUCCAAAGAGGAAAGGCCUUUUUUGCCAAAUUCCACAAACUCUCCUUUAUUACUUGAAACAGAGAACAAAACAAGACAAACUAGUCAGAGAUUGGCAUUUUCGAGCUUAACAGCUGCUGAAGAAGCAACAGAGAAGAUCCCCUGUAGUUCAGCUCCUUUGAAAGAAUCAAUUGGCCACACAGAGGUUGAAGUUAUAGCCGGUGCUUUGUUAGGUUUCUUUGUGAGCGUCGCAGUCUAUACUAUUUUGUGAUAACAUCUUCAUUUUUUAUUUUUCAAUUCAUUGCUGCAUUCAGACAUAUUGUUAGAAAAUCAUCUAUAUUUACUAAGAUCAUAGUUAGAUAAGAUUGAGACUGGAUUCAAA
Messenger RNA from Populus trichocarpa (black cottonwood), 1132 nucleotides. RefSeq lists its product as uncharacterized. The coding region runs from base 215 to 1021 and encodes 268 amino acids. Lineage: Eukaryota; Viridiplantae; Streptophyta; Magnoliopsida; Malpighiales; Salicaceae. The transcript is spliced from 5 exons. The record is from RefSeq and is a predicted model, not a curated record.